Molecule: messenger RNA, 222 nt
Organism: Colletotrichum higginsianum IMI 349063
Lineage: Eukaryota; Fungi; Ascomycota; Sordariomycetes; Glomerellales; Glomerellaceae
Exons: 2
Coding region: 1-222 (73 amino acids)
Source: RefSeq, a predicted model, not a curated record
AUGGGCGGGCUUGGACAUGCCCGGCAGCCCGUGUAUCGCCUCUCCAACCCGCGAUGGGGCAGUGAAGCAAAAGAGGAAAAGGCAUCCGGGGACACAAGAGCCCCAAGCAGGAACCACGGAGACAACAUCGCGGCGGGGAUGUAUCGCGUCACGUCCCUCAAGGUCGGGUCGGAUGCUCUUUGGGGGGCCGGCAGUCGCGCGCGUGACGUGGCGGCCGAUUGA